This is a messenger RNA of Nannochloropsis gaditana CCMP526, 486 nucleotides long. RefSeq lists its product as uncharacterized. The transcript has a single exon. Bases 1 to 486 code for a protein of 161 amino acids. The record is from RefSeq and is a predicted model, not a curated record.
AUGACCAGUCAGUGCUUUUGCUGCGGCACGGUAUGCACGCCUUUUAUCUUUGAUCCUGCUUUCAACGUGUACGAGGUACUCUUACCCAAGACGCUCCCGCCAACUUCAAUGCCUACUGCGGCUCCGACCAUGACGCCGACGAUGCAGCCCACGGCAGCUCCUACGAAGGCGCCGACGAUGCAGCCGACAGCACCUCCGACCAUGACGCCGACGAUACAGCCCACGGCAGCUCCUACGAAGGCGCCGACGAUGCAGCCGACAGCACCUCCGACCAUGACGCCGACGAUGCAGCCCACGGCAGCUCCUACGAAGGCGCCGACGAUGCAGCCGACAGGUCCGACGAUGACACCAACUAUAGCUCCGACCAUGACGCCAACGAUCCAGCCGACAGCAGCCCCCUUUGUGCCAAUCAGCCAGACCCUCGAACCGGGUGAAAAUAGGUUAUUCACGUCCGUUCUGCGCGGGGAUUAUGCGUAUUUUGGGUAA